UGUAGAAAUAGAGCGGAAGAUAUUAGAAACUGGUCUGUUGAAGAUGUGUGUUUGUUUAUCAGUAGACUGGACGGUUGCAGUCUGUAUUCUGAGACAUUCCGAGAACAGCGAGUAGAUGGUAGAAUAUUAGUUUUAUUGACCACAGAUCACAUGAUCAAAAGUCUGGGCCUUAAACUUGGCCCAGCUGUACUCAUCUCUGAAGCUGUUACCAAGAAGCUA
Messenger RNA from Lottia gigantea (owl limpet), 219 nucleotides. RefSeq lists its product as hypothetical. The annotation marks the transcript as partial. NCBI's taxonomy places the organism in Eukaryota, Metazoa, Mollusca, Gastropoda, Lottiidae. The transcript has 2 exons. Gene Ontology annotation, molecular function: protein binding. The record is from RefSeq and is a predicted model, not a curated record.